AUGCUUGCGAACUUAUAUCUCCCGAACAAAGGCCCAAAAGCGUCCCUGGCCUCUGCCCUAAAAGCCCUGGACGCGUUCAGUGAAGGGACUGUCAUUAUCAGAGGUGACUUCAACGCCCCCCUGGAACCCAGAGUGGGCACGUUGAAAGGAAACUCCACAAUCCCGGACCACGUCCUCAGGGGCAUGAGGACCCUCCUCUCAAACUAUCAGCUCGCAGACUGCUGGCGCACUAUCCACAAUGCAGAAAAGGACUACACCUAUUAUUUGACGCCGCACAAAUCCUACUUGAGGAUUGAUACUUCUCCACCCACCACAGAGACCUGGAUGCACUGA
Messenger RNA from Pelobates cultripes (western spadefoot toad), 333 nucleotides. NCBI's taxonomy places the organism in Eukaryota, Metazoa, Chordata, Amphibia, Anura, Pelobatidae. The record is from the annotation of a GenBank genome assembly.